CGAGGCCCAAGAGUUGCGUCGACACAUUUUAGAGUGCCACCUCAGCCCGUACAUUCAGGGCCACCAGCUCGAGUUCGAUGGCAUGGCUACUGCAACACUCAGGGCAGCAAGAAGGCACGACGCAGCCGUCAGGCAACAAGAAGAGCAAGACCAAGGAGUCAGACGAGGUGAUCACGCGACGGCUGGCAGUACAGCUCGAAGCGCGGGUGAGGACACUCGAGUAUGCGCAGACCGUUCAGAUCUACCUCCCGCACGACCACUUGUUAAUCGAGGACGGGCGCAAAGUGUACCAGAGGUACUUGGACAUCGUGAAGGAAGAAGGACCACAGCACGAGAGGGGGCCGCCAGAGUUGCAGAUUUUCGGCUCCAAUCUGUCCGCUAUCGCGAGCUGGUUGAACGAGGGAUCGUCAAGCCCAGCCAUGAAGAAGUUCAAGGGCGUCCCCGAGCGCCUGCUCCUGAUGAUGAGCCACACGGACGGGACGGGGGCCAGCGAGUGGGUGAAGGAGUACGGGUUUUCGCCGACGUACGACCAGAAGAAGGCCAGGCUGACCCUCACCCUCCUCGGACAGGUGCUCGUCGGAGUGACGGCAGAGGCGGCAGAGAAGCUGCUCAAGGAGCAAAGCGAGGCUUGGGGGAACGCCGCGGCGGAGGCCACCCUGCAGAAGAGCCCACUGGAGAUCGUGCCGUUCACGAAUGGGGUCAAGAUGAUGGGUCUCAACAGCGUGAUGAGUCACAUACUGAGAGAGUGGGGAGGUGCCCGCAAGCCAGGCCGCGCGCCCAGAGGCGAGAUGGCAAAGCUGUUGCAGGGCAAGAAGUAGACGGUGAGGGAGCUUCGGUACGAGGCGCAUGGCUUUUGCCUGCACCCACAGCAUCACCUUCGAGAUGCUGGUCCCCAUC
Messenger RNA from Prorocentrum cordatum, 897 nucleotides. NCBI's taxonomy places the organism in Eukaryota, Dinophyceae, Prorocentrales, Prorocentraceae. The record is from the annotation of a GenBank genome assembly.